AUGGAUUUCGUCAGCCACACCGAAAUGCCGGAAAAUCUCACCGGGAAAAACACUCCGCCGGAAACAACCGAUUCAAAGGAUAUUAUCUCAGAAAACGAGAAAGAAGUGAACGAUUUAUCUGCUGCUGUUGAUGUCUCUCCGAGUCUUCACCUAAACCACAGCAACAAGGCUCCGAUUUCUCCGAGUCAGAUUUCACCGACUGACUCGGAGAAAUUUCUUGUUUCUUCGACCGAGAAUGAUUGCACAGAGGGGGAGAAGGUGAAAAAGUCUGUAAGAAUGAAGAAUAAUGGUGAGGACGAGUCUGAUGCUGCUAUGCCUCGAACAACGCCGUGUUUGAAGACUUGUCCAAGCGUUGGUGCGAGUCUUGAGAAGUUUCUCGAUCCUAUGGUGAGUAAUGGAGAGAAUAUUACUGGUUCUUCGGCAGUGAUGGACGAAGCGUGGGAGAGACUCAAGAAUUCGUACGUUUACUGCAGAGAUAAGGCCGUUGGAACCCUUGCGGCUUCAGAUACGAAUGCCGAGGCUUUGAAUUACAAUCAGGUGUUUGUGAGAGACUUUGUUCCUUGUGGCUUAGCAUGCCUAAUGAAAACUCCAGCCGAACCUGAGAUUGUGAAAAACUUCCUGUUACAGACCCUCCACCUCCAAGGCAGGGAGAAGAGGAUUGAUAACUUUACUCUUGCAGAAGGUGUGAUGCCUGCCAGUUUCAAGGUGCUAAAUGACUCAAAGCGCAAGAACGAUAUUUUGGCUGCUGAUUUUGGUGGCAUUGCAAUUGGAAGAGUUGCACCUGUUGAUUCAGGAUUCUGGUGGAUCAUUUUGCUAAGGUCUUACACAAAAUGCACACGAGAUCAUUCUCUAUCGGAAUUACCUGAAGUGCAGAGAGGAAUGAAGUUGAUACUCGAUCUUUGCCUGUCUGAUGGCUUUGACACAUUUCCAACCCUCUUAUGUGCAGAUGGGUGUAGCAUGAUUGACAGGAGGAUGGGAAUAUAUGGCUAUCCAAUUGAGAUCCAGGCGCUCUUCUUUUUUGCGCUAAGGUCAGCACAACAGAUGCUAAAACCAGAGCGAGAUGGGAAGGAGUUGAUUGAGCGGAUUGACAAGCGGAUUGCUGCUCUCAGUUAUCACAUCCAAAACUAUUACUGGCUUGACUUUACGCAACUGAAUAACAUUUACCGUUACAAAACUGAGGAAUACUCCCACACGGCUGUAAACAAGUUCAAUGUCAUCCCUGAAUCUAUCCCAGACUGGCUGUUCGAAUUCAUGCCAUUGCGCGGGGGAUAUUUGAUUGGCAAUGUCAGCCCUGCUCGCAUGGACUUCAGGUGGUUCCUAGUUGGGAACUGUAUUGCUAUCUUGAGCUCUUUAGUCACACCAGUACAAGCUACAGCCAUUAUGGAUUUAAUUGAGGAGCGCUGGGCUGACUUGAUUGGGGAGAUGCCUCUGAAAAUUGCAUACCCAGCUCUGGAAGGCCACCAGUGGAGGAUUGUCACCGGAUGUGACCCAAAGAACACACGCUGGAGUUAUCAUAAUGGUGGAUCUUGGCCAGUUCUGCUAUGGCUACUGACAGCAGCCUGCAUCAAAACUGGAAGGCCACAAAUUGCAAAGAGAGCAAUAGAAGUAGUGGAGCAGCGCCUCCCCAAAGAUGGGUGGCCUGAGUACUAUGAUGGUAAGACUGGGUGUUACAUUGGGAAGCAAGCAAGGAAGUACCAGACAUGGACUAUUGCAGGGUAUUUGGUUGCAAAACUCAUGAUAGAGAACCCAUCCAACCUCGUCAUGAUCUCUCUUGAAGAGGACAAAAAGAUAGCGAAGCCAAGGCUUACACGCUCCACCUCGUGGACCUGUUAG
Messenger RNA from Ilex paraguariensis (yerba mate), 1833 nucleotides. The record is from the annotation of a GenBank genome assembly. Lineage: Eukaryota; Viridiplantae; Streptophyta; Magnoliopsida; Aquifoliales; Aquifoliaceae.